AUAUCAAAAUGUUUUCUCCAAGGAUCACUGAUCAUAGUUCAGUUACUGGUUCCUACAUUGACUACGCUGCAUGACCUUUAUUCUCAACUCGAUACACCGAUGCAGUCUCUGGACUCGGCUAUUGCCACGUUUACUGAGCUUCGACCAUGCGUGGAAUCUUUCCGUGAGCUUUGUAGAUCCCAUGCAUCGGCAAUUUUCUCGCCUCUGAGAGCUGCUCAGUUGGAUCGAAUGGCGAAUUUUCGAGAAGUACCCGAGGAGAAACUGCGGAUGGCUACGACAUAUUACACGUCGGUGAUGUACACAUUAGGGAUUCUUGCUUCAAGGUUACAGGGUUUUCGCUUCGAACUCCAGUGCAAGCUACCUUUCUCAAUGUCCGAUCCGGUUAGAAGUCUACUCGAUUUGGUAUUCUUAACAGUAGAUCAGCUGGUGGCCGAUUGCCUAUUUGCUGCCGAGCCGUCGACGAAUGCUAUUCUUGUAACCAACAAUCUCUUCCCAUUCAACUGUGAUAGUCUGGCUUCUGCCGUCAUAUUCAAACAGUUCGAUGUACAGAUAGUCAGUGAAGAGACCGCGCAGGCUAUCCAAAUGAACAAAGUUCGUGAGGGAUCGUUCUCACCACAUAUUCCGGGUAGUUUUCCGUCAGCUGCUUUGCUUGCCAUGAAACCGACUAGUGGUGUUAAGCGGAACAACGCCACGGCUAAUGCUGAAGGUGGCAAUACUGCUCACAAGAAAUCGGAUGUUAAUAGUAAAGAAUCGGUGAUGUUAUUGCCCUCGUUCAGUGAUAAGCUUAACAGUUGGCAGGCUACGUAUCCACAUCUGUUAUGUACAACCAGGCAAAAGGAUACCGUCCUUCUGGAUAAUCGAGCAGGGCAAGUUGGAAAACGACCUGUAUUCUAUUUCUACAUUCGUGCCACGAGCUUUUCGCCUUCAGGAGGUCUUUCGUACGUGCGAUCGCUUUCAUUACCGUUCACCAUCGCUACACGAAGAAAUCAGUGGUCAAGGUUCAAACAGCUCUAUCAGGCAUACUUCACGGUAAAUGCUGAAGUAAAACGACCACUCAGUGAUAUCGAUUUUCAAUUGAUGAAAGAAAAAAUGGAAUGUGAAGACUGUCGAGAACACUGUACUCCAGAAGGUGAAGAACCAUUACUGACGUUCAAAAACGUCCUAUGUCCACAUCUACGGUAUGAUUGUGAUCAGAAUGUUAUGCGGUUUUCCAUAUGGAGAGGUAUAUUGGAAGUAUUACAAAUUUUCCAAGAUGCUCGUACCAAUGUCAAACAGCUUUGGGAUGACUUCAUUUUGCAUGGUUUAACUGAUAUCAAUGAGGUCAGGAUCUCAUAUAUCGCUGGAGGUAGCAUCUGUAUAUCAACUCGAGGGGAACGAGGAAUCGUACAUCUGGAGCCGAUUGAAUUGAAAAAGUUACAAGCAAAAAGUGCUUUCGAGUAUUUGGCCGACAUAGCCGAAUCGGAAAAGGUA
Haemonchus placei is the source of this 1470-nucleotide messenger RNA. The record is from the annotation of a GenBank genome assembly. Lineage: Eukaryota; Metazoa; Nematoda; Chromadorea; Rhabditida; Trichostrongylidae.